AUGGCAGAGGCUUCAUUGUGUGGGGUGAGCGAGCAGGCCUGGGUCUGGGCGGCGCAGGAGGGCGUCUUUGUAUGGGGAUGGUGGGGAUUUGUACGGGGAUUCCCGACCAUCCCUUUCACUUUCGCACGAGGUGCACUUUUUGCUGUUGGGGGUCUUUAUAAAGGGUACCUCGUUUAUAAUAAUCAUAAGGAGAAGGAAGCAAAGAAGAACGAUCCAGAACCGGUCUUUCACGCAAACGAUCAGCAAGAUGACGCAGGAGAGCGGAAGAUCAAGAAACGUGCCAUCCUCGUAAGGCUGGUCUAUGGGAUGUACGACAGGUUCAGACGCAAACCUGAAAUAGAAUACAAGGAAUGGUGGACCAAGGUGCACUAUCAACUAAUCCCCUUGGAUUCAGUAUUGACUGAGGACGAGCUCAGACGCUAUGCAACAGAACUGGAGGAUGAGCGUAAGGACCAGUACUUCGGUGUCUUCCAACGAAAUAAGGACAGUCCUUUAGCCGAGGCUCCAGAGUGUGUAGUCGCCAUCAGGGGAACUGAGCUCUUUGCUUUGGUGGAUCUCUACAACGAUGCCAAGAUCGUUUUUGAGAAACUGAACUCUUCAAACUUGAUCAAAAUUCUCGAGGUUGUGGUCCGGCGUCUCGUUACGAAACAUGGGUACCGCAACGUGAACGUGACCGGUCAUUCACUCGGGGCCGCAGCGGGCUUGAUGGUCUGUCGAAGGCUGGCACUCGAAGGCUGUCUGGUCGAGUGCCACUUCUUCAAUCCUCCGUUCACCACUCUGGAAUCGCUGGCGCGCAGCGCCGCACAUGUUGUGAAACGUGUGAUUGUCGAGGCAUUGCCGGCCGAGGGUGAAAGAAUAAGGGACGCUGCCAAGCGCGCUGGUAGCAAAUUAUUCCAUGCAGUGGUCGACCACGACACCGACAACAUCGACAGGAGAAACAAAGCAUUAGCUGAGUUCAAGACACUCGCUCAAGCCAAUUGGUCUCCGUAUCUCUAUGUGAACAAACAUGACUUCAUCAGCUAUAAGUUUGUCUCACACUUCACGAAAGCUAUCCAAGGACCCGUCGAUCAGGAUCGGAAGAAGUGGUACUCUCCCGUGACCGAGUUAACCAGGAAGAUUGUGGGAGACACGGAGUCGUUCCAUCUGAUUCCUCUUGCACACUUGGUUCUGACUAACACAACCUGUGUCCGGCCCAUUUCAGCACACAUGUUGUGGAACUGGAGCGAUCCACGUCUCUCAUAUCAAUUCAUAAAUGCCAAACUCCACCCUAAAACCUAG
Marchantia polymorpha subsp. ruderalis is the source of this 1278-nucleotide messenger RNA. The record is from the annotation of a GenBank genome assembly. Lineage: Eukaryota; Viridiplantae; Streptophyta; Marchantiopsida; Marchantiales; Marchantiaceae.